AACGGUACUUUCCUCUCGCUUCUCUCCAUCCCUCGCCUCCGUCGCACAUCACUUGCAUCUCGCGUGCGUGAAGGUAGGGGAAAGGGGGGAGAUGAGCUCCUAUCUUUUGCCGACCCUGAGUCGGAAGAGGGAGGUCGACGGGAUCAUCAGGGACACCGUCGACAAGGUCCUUGUCCUCCGCUUCGGCCGCUGCUCCGAUGCCGCCUGUCUUCAGCUCGACGACAUCCUUUCCAAAUCCUCUCGAGAAAUUUCAAAGUUUGCGACUAUAGCUUUAGUUGAUAUAGAUGCUGAGGAGAUUCAGGUUUAUGUUAAUUAUUUUGACAUCACAUUGAUACCGUCAACUAUAUUUUUCUUCAAUGCUCAUCACAUGAAGAUGGACUCAGGGACUGCUGAUCACACUAAAUGGAUAGGCUCUUUUCACAGCAAACAAGACUUUAUUGAUGUUGUAGAGACUAUAUUUAGAGGGGCGAUGAAGGGUAAGCUGAUUGUGAGCUGUCCACUUCCACCAGAGAGGAUACCCAGAUUCCAGCUGCUCUUUAAGGACUUGUAAUACAAAAACAGUGUGUAUAUAAUUGCGAAGGGCAAUGUUAUGAAACUCAUCACUCGAUAGACUGCCAUGAGUUUGAUGAGCGAGUAUAUGGCAGAUUACAGCCGGUGCCUGGUAAUCUUGCUUUAAGCAUUCCGUAACUAUGUUGGCUUGUCUUAUCAUAGUUAUUGGAAAAAUCAAAAUAUUCCACUGAUUAUAUUCUUGUUUGCAUAUGGGGAUGCCUGUAUAUGCAA
Messenger RNA from Elaeis guineensis (African oil palm), 780 nucleotides. RefSeq lists its product as uncharacterized. Gene Ontology annotation, biological process: mRNA splicing, via spliceosome. Gene Ontology annotation, cellular component: U5 snRNP; spliceosomal complex; U4/U6 x U5 tri-snRNP complex. The record is from RefSeq and is a predicted model, not a curated record. Lineage: Eukaryota; Viridiplantae; Streptophyta; Magnoliopsida; Arecales; Arecaceae.